Molecule: messenger RNA, 950 nt
Organism: Ostrea edulis (European flat oyster)
Lineage: Eukaryota; Metazoa; Mollusca; Bivalvia; Ostreida; Ostreidae
Exons: 2
Coding region: 24-719 (231 amino acids)
Biological process (GO): DNA integration
Molecular function (GO): nucleic acid binding
Source: RefSeq, a predicted model, not a curated record
CUCUUCGUGGCAACCCGAAACGAAUGAUUUCUGAUGCAGGCACACAAUUAGUAGCUGCGGGAAAGGAACUAAAGAAGUAUGGAAUAGAAUGGAAUGUCAUUAAAUCUGCGGAUGCACCGUGGGAAAAUGGGUGCAGUGAAUCGUUGAUCAAGUCUGUGAAGAGGUGUCUUGAAAUUGCUGUUGGUGAUUCGAUUUUGACAUUUUCGGAAUUGCAAGCUGUGUUUUUUGAGGUUGCAAAUUUGGUGAAUGAGAGACCUAUUGGAACCAAGGUGUGUGAUCCAAAUGAAGGAACGUACUUAUACCCAAAUGACUUGUUAUUGGGUAGAUCCAGUGUACGAGUUCCUCAGAUUGAAAUGGAUGAACGUUGCAACCCACGGCUCAGGUGGAAGUUUAUUCAACAGCUGGUUGAUGCUUUUUGGAAGAGAUGGAUCAGAGAUUAUUUCCCCACUCUAAUUGUUAGACAGAAGUGGCAUACAAACAGGAGGAAUCUGAAACGGGGUGAUCUGGUUUUAGUUCAGGACGCCAACUUGAUUCGGGGGAAAUGGAAGCUUGCCCAAGUUGCUGAGGCAGAGCCAGGAACAGACGGAAAGGUUCGAGAUGUUACAGUGCGAUACAAAAAUGUAGGUCCCGGCGCAAGCUAUACUGGAUGUACUGACACUAUCAUUCGUAGAUCCGUCCAUCGACUUGUUGUAAUACUACCUACUGAUGAAUGUGAUUAGUUGUGGACUGAUUAAGAAACUAGUUGGGGGAGUGUAUCGUCAACGAUAUUGUAAACUUUCCGGAAAUAUUAUAGUUGGCCACUAUUUUGUUACUUAUUUUACCGGAAGUGUGUUUGUUUUGGAACGGCAUGCAUGGAUAGAUAAUCCCACGUUUUGUUUAGUACGUUAUAGCUCAAUAAUGUUGGACCCAUCAAUGUGUUGAAACACUGGAAUAAAUGGUUACAACAGAUG